Molecule: messenger RNA, 1803 nt
Organism: Morus notabilis
Lineage: Eukaryota; Viridiplantae; Streptophyta; Magnoliopsida; Rosales; Moraceae
Product: TBC1 domain family member 15
Exons: 12
Coding region: 137-1432 (431 amino acids)
Biological process (GO): activation of GTPase activity
Molecular function (GO): GTPase activator activity
Source: RefSeq, a predicted model, not a curated record
CAUCUUACUUGCUCUCUGAUUUUUAUCAUCUCUCGACUAAAAACCCACAUGGGGAUUAUAGAAUUUGCAACCUUUUCUUGAAUGCUCUGUUCAAAGUCAAAGAGGAAACGGAAAGAGAUUGCUUUGGUUGUCAGAAAUGGCAGCGCUUUUCAUGAAGAAAGCUUCCACAGCUGAAUUGGAGACUUUUUAUCCAAUUAGACCAGAAUGCCAAAAAGAUGUCCCCAAAACCCGUUUUAAGCUCAGGGCAGGGAAAACCCUCAGCGCCAGAAGAUGGAAAGCUGCCUUCUCUCAGGAUGGUCGUCUGGAUAUAGCAAGUGUGCUUAGAAGAGUUCAACGAGGGGGUGUUCAUCCUUCCAUUAAAGGGGUGGUCUGGGAAUUCUUGUUAGGUUGUUAUGAUCCAAAUAGCACCUUCGAAGAACGAAAUAUUCUCAGGCAACGCCGGAGGGACCAGUAUCGCACAUGGAAAAAUAAAUGUCAAAAAAUGGUCCCAAUUAUUGGUAGUGGAAAGUUUGUUACGACACCUAUCAUCACCAAUGAUGGCCAACCGAUGGAAGAAUCAACAAGUGACAGUACGAGAGAUGACGGUGUUAUGUCUACAUCUUCUCUUAAUUCAGACAAAAAAGUGAUUCAGUGGAAGCUUUCCUUACAUCAAAUUGGUCUAGAUGUUGUGCGAACAGAUCGAGUACUUGUUUUUUAUGAGAGCGAAGCUAAUCAGGCCAAACUUUGGGAUGUUCUUUCUGUUUAUGCUUGGUUGGACAAUGAUAUUGGUUAUGUCCAAGGAAUGAAUGACAUAUGCUCACCGAUGGUUAUUCUUCUUGACGAUGAAGCUGAUGCAUUUUGGUGUUUUGAACGUGCAAUGCGAAGGCUGAGAGAAAAUUUUAGGAGCAGCUCAAGUUCCAUAGGUGUGCAAGCUCAGCUGUGUACGCUCUCCCAAAUAAUCAAAGCUAUAAAUCCUAAGCUUCAUCAUCACCUUGAGGAUCUGGAUGGUGGGGAGUAUUUGUUUGCGUUUCGCAUGCUGAUGGUACUUUUCCGGAGAGAGUUUUCCUUUGUUGAUGCAUUGUAUCUAUGGGAGCUGAUGUGGGCCAUGGAGUACAAUCCAAACAUUUUCUCAUUGUAUGAAGGCUCAACUGCCGGUGCCGGUUCAGAUACCUGUACUGCAUCUGAAGUAGAUGACAAAGUGCUAAAGCAGUGUGGCAAGUUUGAAAGGAAAAUUGUAAAGACGGGAUCUUCAGAUCGCCAUAGUGCACUUGCAGUUUUUCUUGUUGCAAGUGUUCUCGAGACCAAAAAUAAGAAGCUCUUGAAGGAGGCAAAGGGUCUCGACGAUGUCGUCCAGAUCCUAGGUGGAAUAACUGGAAAUCUCGAUGCUAAAAAGGCAUGCAACGAGGCAUUAAAGAUUCACAAGAAGUACCUAAGCAAGACCCAGAAGACGUAGAUUUCUUGGGCUAUCAAAUAAUGGUGAAGUCAUAUUUGACUGCUUCAAUUUGCUGAUCAGGCAGUACCCAACUUCUCUGCGUUGGGUUUUGCAUUUUUUUUUUUUUUUAAAUCAUUCAUCUCCUCGUUCAAUUUUCUUAACGAGAAGUUGAACAAUUUUGAUCCUUUAAAAAACAGUUUUGUAUAGAUAAUUCAGAUAACAAUUCAUUUGCAGCAUUUUUAGCUGCGUGCUUCUGUAAAGCCUUCAUCUUCCAGGCUCAGAACCAUUGUUUGCGAGGAUCUUUUGUGGCGUUUUCCGCAAAAUUUGUCCUUUUCGUAUUCAAUUUCCAGUUAAAGAUUUUAACUGAUGAAAACUGAGCAAAGACUUUUGAU